Molecule: messenger RNA, 12104 nt
Organism: Lymnaea stagnalis (great pond snail)
Lineage: Eukaryota; Metazoa; Mollusca; Gastropoda; Lymnaeidae
Source: the annotation of a GenBank genome assembly
AGGUUUCUAACAGAACGGCUGUCAGCUAAGGAGCUAGAGAGGAGAGGUGUUUGUCUACUUAAAUUGCAGAUAAAAUCACGCAGAUCAGGUUUAUAUGGACGAAUGGUUGCUGUAUUUGAACCUGUGUUCAAACCUGGAGGAAAAAAUGCAAAAUCAGAGUUGCCGUCUCACAACCUAAGUCCUGGUAAAUUUUCUUUACUUAAAGUGUUGAAAAUAAUUAUUUUCAUCAUUUAGAUCCAUGUGCCCUGCGGCUGUGGUGAAGAUUUCACUCACUCUCCACAGCUGUUCUUUGUUUUUAAAUAGGGUGUUGGUGUACUCUGGUGUUUUUGGUAGGUGGUUCAAGCGUAAGUCCCGAAGGGCUGGGCAGUGGAGGAGGUGAUAUGGAACUGUCUCAAUUAAAAUUAUUGUUGAAAUUUAGUAAUGGUUGCAUUUGUUUCUUUUAAUUUUUAAAUUGUAAUGGUAACUUGCUUCCAUGUUUUUAUUUUGUUUACUCUUAUAUAUAUAUAUAUAUUCACAGCUUUAUAUGUUGAUAUUUGAUUGGUAGUAUUCUUUAUCAAUUGGUGCGAUGCAAAUUUUCUCCAGCUGAAUGUCUCAAAAACAAAGGAAAUGAUUGUUGAUUUCAGGAGGGGGAAACACCAGAUUACAGAUCUCAACAUAAAAAAAUCAAAGUGUAGAGAAAGUGGAGGCAUACAAGUCCUUAGGUGUCACCAUUAACUCUCGAACUGUGGUCGGCCGUCAAAAUUGGCUGAUAUUCUGGUUAUGGGCUGUGGCGGCCGAUAAAAAACACGGUCCGAUAGCAACUUCCAAUCGAAUAUUUAACCGAAAUCAUAGCCACUUCCUUUUAUUAAUAAUUAAAUCAACUCCCGGAUCAAGCUGUUUCUUGAUAACUUAAUAAUAAGUACUUUGUAAUCGCAAUUUUAUAUCGCCGUUUUUUUUUAAAGCUAAAAUGGCGAAUGCUAUGGCCGGGGCUUUCAGUGCGAGAACUAAUAUAAAUAUUUUUGAAAGCUUUUUAGGAGAGGAUUUAAGUGAUACUGAUGAUGAUUUUUACAUUCCCCAUGACAUCUCACUUCAGAUUCUUCUUUCGUGAAUCUGAUACUAGUCUUAGUGAUACUGAAGUAGGCCUACUGAGGCUACUGUUAGACUUCGAGCCAGGCACGGAGUUUGGGCAAGGACUGACUGAAUUUUAGUCACAGAAGCUACAGAUUAUAGUAUUAUAGAUCAGAACUAAUAAAUUUUAUAGUUUGAAAACCCAAAUCAGUUCCACGGUUCAUUUUUAAAUGUUUACUAGUCAAUAAAAACUAUUUUGCCUGAGAUUUUGUAUUUUGUACUUGGGUUUAGCUGUAAUCCCAGUUUCUUAUAUAAAUGACCUAAAAUUACUAAAAUUGCUUUCAGAGGUUUAAUUGUAAUCAAAACCUUAGCAAACUAUACAUUUUCUGAAAGAUGAAUGAAUUCUCAACAACAUUUAAAUUUAUGUUUUAAGUGUAUCUAUAAAAAUUAAUGAUGUUAUGAGCACUUGAAAGCAAGACAUUUUGUCGAUUUUUAUUUUCUUGAGCAUCGCAAGGUCAAGGACACUGAACAAAAUUUUUUUUACGGGGUGGGCAAUAUAGCCAACUUUAACCCCAUCCAUUUACCUUUCUAAAAAUAUAUAAUUAUCGGGGUCUUGUAUCAAUAUUUCUACGUCAUUUAAGGCAAUUUCAAAAGGCACUCAAAAAGCUCUGUAAAGCUCCACACCACAGAAUGAUGCACGCCACAGUUCAAGGGUUAAUAAAACAUGGCUAACAUGGCAUGAGCAUGGCCAAAUGCUGUAUAAGAACUUCAAACCAAAGACUGUUCCAUCUCAAAAAACUGUACAAUUUCGGCGUAAACAAGCAAAUCGUUAACUUAUUCUACAGUGCAACAAUUGGAAGCCUACUUAAUUGCAGUAUUACCUGCUGGUGUGGGAACUCAACGUCUGAUAUUAAACACCGCAUAAAACGACUAAUCAAGAAAGCUAGGAACAUAACACAAACUAAACAUCCUUCACUGGAAGAACUAUUUGAAGAAAGAUGUUUUUGUAAAACUAAACACAUUGUGGAUGAUACAUCACACCCCCUUCAUCACAAAUACUUAGGAUCGGGCCGUUCAGGGUGAAAUCUUUCCAUCAGGGCGAGGACUGACAGAUAUAAAAAUUCUUUUGUUCUUCAAUCUGUACGAAUUUACCGGCGUGCUCCCUCUGAAGUCACACAUCUUUAUGAGAACUAAUAAGUCCCCGAUUUGGCUAAGAGAACUCACUGAAUGGCUGUUUGAGAUAAUUUAUUAUAAAUGUCUUGUCUUCAAAUUGUUUUAUUUAUGUGCUGAAAAUGUAUAAUGCAAUCAAAAAACAUUUCCAUUUUUUUAAUUAAUAAAAGAAUCUUAUGUUAGCUUAUCUUAUUAACAAAUAUCCUAACUUAGCAACUUACAUGUCUGAUACUUAUGCAACCAUGGCACUGAAUUACAAAAACAAAAUUUCUGAAUACAUAAUUUUUUUUUUCCUUAAGUUAUUUAAAUAAUAGAAAAUUGAAUUGUAAUUGUUUAAUAAUGUAUAAAUGCCCUAAAAUGUGUUUGUAGCUUUUUGUAAAGUUUUCUGAGGCCAUUUACAACAAAAAAUAUUGUUUUUCUAUUCACAGGAGACAUAGUGGGUGUGGCCUUGAUGAAAAGUGAGCCCUCUGAAAAGUCCCUUGUUACGGGUAUUGUCUCACAGGUCACCUCUUUCAACAUAUCUAUUGCCUUUGAUGAGUCACAGGAUAUCUUUGAACUUGAUGAUGAUGAAAUUUUCAAGUUAACAAAGCUUGCCAAUGAUGUGACGUAUCGCAGACUUAAAGCGUAUGUUUAAACAUAGAUAAUACUUGCCGUAUACUUUUUAAUGAAUGAAAUGUUUGCUUUUUUAAAGUUAAAGUUGUUCUUUUUUAAUUCAUAUAAUUUUAAUUAUUUUUUUUUUAAAGUGUGAGAGUAUAGACUUGACUCAACUAAAGAAAUAAAUUUCAAGAACAUUUCAAAUGACAAGAGCCAAACACAGAGACAGCAAUGUGUUGAUUUAAAAAAUAAUAAUAAUUUGGUUUUACUUUACUUAUAGUAGUGCUAACUGAUUGAAUGUUUCCUUAUUCUACUUUCAUGGCAUCUAGAACUUUGAAAGACUUGGCCAAAGUAAGGCAUGGGCGGUCACAAAGGCUCAUCGAUACUUUAUUCUACCAGGAAGAAAUCUCUUCCCCCAGCAGAGAAUUUUGUAAGAAAUUUUUUUAUUUUUGAUAUUUUAAUUUUAACUAUAAACUGAAAAAGUCAUUGUGCAUUUUAAGUGCAGCAAUGUUAGAGGGGAAAAAAAUUAAUACUUUUGAAAAUUUCCUCCAUGCUCACACUAGAGUUAGGUGUUGUUCGCAUUUGUUGAAGGCUAUUGAGCACAGGAUUUACCCAGUUUGUUGUUGUUGUUUGUUUGGGGACGCAAGACAAUUAUUAGGUCCAGGAGUGUCAAUUAAAUAAUUUUCUGUUCAUUUUGUUUUUAAAACCAACGUUUUUAAAAGAUAAUUACGUUUUCAUUUUGUAAUGAGGGUGCUUUUUUAAUGGGAAGAGUUAUGCUAAUAAGAUACAUUUUUUUUAAAAUAAGAAUUUUUAUGGAGUAACCUGAUGGAAGGCUGAAUAUACAUGUUCAGUCACGAUCUUACUAACUGUUAUUUUAAAAUUCUUAAGUCGACGCAAAUAAUAAUGUGAUUAGCACUCAUAAAUGGCUUCCAGUGUUCUGACACACAUUCGUUUUAAAUGCACCAAUUUUACAGCAGUUCUUAUCUGAGGUGUGUUAUGUUAAUUUAGCCUUCUCGUUUGUGAAUGAAAACCUGGAUGACUCGCAGAAAGAAGCUGUCAAAUUUGCUCUCAUGCAGAGGGAAGUGGCCAUAAUCCAUGGGCCACCAGGUACUGGCAAGACGACCACAGUUGUGGAACUUAUCAUUCAAGCUGUCAAGCAGGGAUUGAAGGUCAGUUUAAACCAUAAAGAAAAACAUAAAUUUUACUUUUUUUCUAUCCAAUGAGACCAAAAUUAAAUGAUUUAAUAAAAGCUCACCUCAAUCUUAUGAAAUUUGAAAUAAUAAUUCUUCUUCAUAAAGGUUUUUUUUAAAAUACAUUUUUGUAUGUGUAUUUCACUCUAGAUUCUUGCAACUGCUCCAUCAAAUAUUGCAGUGGAUAAUCUGGUGGAGAGAUUAGCCAGCUAUAAGCAGAGGAUCGUCAGAAUAGGUCACCCAGCCAGACUGCUCAGCCACUUACAGAAAUAUUCCCUUGAUGCCAUAGUGUCAGGGACAGAUGAAACAAGUAUUGUGGAAGAUGUCAAGUCAGAUAUGCAAAAUGUCCUGGUAAUUGAUGUUGGGAUUUUUUUAUGCAUUUACCCCUAGAAAAAUGCAAAGAAGGAAAUCUGUUUUCAUUGACAAUAAAUUUUUUUUUUUCAAACAAGGUUAAAAAUCAUUUCUGUUAAGUUUUUCUUUCAACAAAAAAAUAUUUGUGGUUUUAUCACAUUUCAGGUCAACAUGAUUAUAUAAACAGUGUAAUAAAAUAUAUUUAUUCAAUGACCGCUUUAAAUUCAGGUUGAAUUUAGUAUUUCUUUUUGAAAGGCCAAACUAAAAAAAGCCAGAAACCAUGGGGAAAAACGUGCCUUGAGAGAUGAGAUGAAAGUUUUAAGAAAAGAGGCCACACAAAGAGAGGAGGCUGCCAGCAGAGACAUCCUGUCAAGGGCAGAUGUCGUGUUGGUCACUCUGACCAGUGCUACGAAUGACGGCCCACUCAAGCACCUGAAAGAGGAUCAUUUUGACCUGGUGGUCAUAGAUGAAUGCUCUCAGGUGAGACAAAGGGGCUCAAGGUUAUGUCUGGAAAAUGAUUCUGUCGUCACGUUUUGGUAGGAGAUGGUGGUGUGCGGCCUUUGUCUAGGUGCGACUCCAUUGAAUAAUUAUUUUAACAUGGAGACCCUAUGUUACCAUAUAAAUUCGAAACCCUUGUGAUCACCAGUGUAUGAAGCACCGAAAACGUUUAGCCAACUCUGCAUGCCUGGUUAAGACUCAAGCUUUGCUUUUUAAUCAUUUGACGUAGCCCCACUGAUACUGAACACACUUUCAUUUAACAAAAUUGUUCAUCAAAAUAAAAGGUCAUAGUAUUUAGCUAGUGCACACCUGGCUUAGCCUUUCCAUAGCAUUGGGUUUACACAGCACUCAUUUUCUUAAUUGUUAUCAUUGUGCCUUAUCAUAGUUUACUUGUGUUUCCCUGACAAAUGUCAAACACAUUGUGCCUUAUCAUAGUUUACUUGUGUUUCCCUGACAAAUGUCAAACACAUUGUGCCUUAUCAUAGUUUACUUGUGUUUCCCUGACAAAUGUCAAACACAUUGUGCCUUAUCAUAGUUUACUUGUGUUUCCCUGACAAAUGUCAAACAAAGAGCUGCUAGUUUCUUAGUUCUUUGUUGUUGUUGUGGAAAAACUGAUUGGUAGACAUCAGAUUUUAAACCACUUAUUAUUAUUUGACACCUGUUGGGGUGGGAGGGUGUUGAAGGUUUGCUUGCUGAACAAGGAGCACUGAUCAUAUUACCCCCUAUCCAUUUCUUGGUUAAAAGUUUAAGGGUUUUCAAAGCUAAGUCAAACGAUAUGUCGUGGUGCAUAAUAUAAAAAGGUUGGGAAACCCUGCACCAGAAAAUAAAUUUAAAAGUUAAAAAAAAAAUUGUUUAUAUCUCAAAUGACAAAAAUUUUUGUUUGAUGCUAUAGAAAUUUAAAAAAUAUUUCUUUAAAUGAUUGUUUAUUUUCCGAAGGCAUUAGAGGCAGCCUGUUGGAUUGGACUGAUGAAGGCGCGCAGAUGUGUGUUGGCUGGAGACCACCUACAGCUACCUCCGACCAUCUUGUCAAAAGAGUAAGUUCGUUAGAAGAAUAUACAAAUGUUUGUCAGAUUAGUUUCAUGUGACUGCCUCAGAGAGUUAAAGCACUUAGUCACUGGUUACAUUUUAAGGGAAGGAAAAAUAAACAACACACAGCUGUUUAUUUUUUUAUUCAUAUUCAACAGAGCUGCAGCAGCAGGACUGGAAGUGACCCUCAUGGAGAGAUUGUUGAAAACCUUGGCCAAAGAAAAGGGCAGAGACAUUAUGCGAAUGUUGACGACGCAGUAUCGCAUGCAUCAGGACAUCAUGGCCUGGGCCUCACAACAGCUGUACGAGGGAAAGCUUGUGGCUCAUGAGUCCGUAGCAUCACAUUUGUUGAGGUGGGUGGAGUUGUGGUGGAUAUGGAUAAAUGUAGUGAUACGAGUGGAGACAAUCUAAUGAGUUAGAUUAAUUGGAUGUCACAUUACUUUUAGAUCAGUAGUUUCAAACAGAAUAAUGAAAUCUAGCACAUGUGCUCCCAAACAUGUCAUUUUGAACCAACACUUCCUUAGAAAUAGAAAAGCAACUUUUUUUUGUGUAGCUAAAUUGCAGGAAUUGUGAAAGCCCAUCAUGCCGCUUAGUGAGCACCUAUGGCAUAGUUUGUCAUUCCUGCUAAAAUGCAUAUAGUAUAAAAUAAUAUUUUCAUAGUUGUCAUUUGUGCUAAAAAGUAUAAGUAUAAUAUUUUCAUUGUUAAACUUAGUGCAUGGGCGUUUGAUACAGCUCAAAAGUCCCUUUUGUUUUUCUUUAGCUCCUUUGGGUUAGCUGGCUGCUUCAUUAUUGCUGUAUAUUGUAUGUCUGUCCCCGUGGUUUUUCUUUAGCUCCCUGGGGUUAGCUGGCUGCUUCAUUAUUGCUGUAUAUUGUAUGUCUGUCCCCGUGGUUUUUCUUUAGCUCCUUUGGGUUAGCUGGCUGCUUCAUUAUUGCUGUAUAUUGUAUGUCUGUCCCGUGUUUUUCUGCAGGGAUUUGUUGGAUGUGACUGAGGGUGAGGAGACAAACGCCCCUCUGCUGUUGAUUGACACUGCUGGAUGUGACCUGUACGAACUGGAUUUACCUGAUGAAGUAUCCAAAGGGAAUGAAGGUAAAGUCAAAGAAUCUUUUGUGUGUCUGACUACAAAACAGUGGUCAAGAUACUGGCUUUAUUUCACAAAAUAGUGUUCAAGAUACUGGCCAUAUUUCACAAAACAUUGGUCAAAAUACUGGCCUUAUUUCACAAAACAGUGGUCAAGAUACUGGCCUUUUUUCCACAUAAUAGUGGUCAAGAUACUGGCUUUAUUUCAUAAAACUGUGGUCAAGAUAUUCACCUUAUUUCACAAAGUAGUAGUUAGCUUUAUUUUAACACUCUUGAGUUAAUUUUAAGUAUGCAUCUUGUAAUUGGGGAUCAACAGGAUAAGAUGUAACCAUUUUGACUAGACUAGAUUUGGGAGUUUGACAGAAAACAAUGUCAGUUCUUCAGUUGAUGUUGAUUGACAUUCACCUUUUAUAUAUCAUUAAAAGACAGAGAGGUAUUAGAAUAUACUACCAUCAAAAUCUGUUAAAAAUUUAUAUUAUAUUAAAAGUUGCUUGGAUCUGCAGUCCCAAUUUUUAAUUGCUUUUAACUUUAUCCUUCUAUUUCUAUUACAUCCGGUAUGAAAUCUUAAAAACUCCUUUGUUAGAGCUGGGGAAAUAAGAAACAGAAAAAAAAAGAGUGUCAGCAAAAUGCCUGCUUCAGCAAACAGACGCAGUACAAUUUAAAUUUUUUUUUAACUUAUAAAAUAUGAAGUCCAACAGAAAAAUAAGAAAAAAUAAACAAUAAAUGUGUCUGCAAAACGCCUUCUUCAGGAAACAGAAUCAGUACCAAAUUUAUUUUUUUUUAAACCUAUCAAAUAGUGUGGGAAGUCAAAGAGAAAACUAGAAAUUAGAUCAAAUAAUUAAGGGGGUGGUUGUGGGUUUGAAUAAUAAAUCUUGACACAGUACAUAAAACCAUUUGUUGAAAGAUGAACCCUGACCCAUGACCUUCUGAAUAAUUUUUCAGGUGAGGCUGACAUUGUGGCUGCUCAUGUUGAUGACCUUAUAAAGUGUGGGGUCAAGGCUGUUGACAUUGCUGUUAUAGCCCCAUACAACCUACAGGUUCAUGACUUCUUGUUAUCUUAUUCAUAAAACGUUGCUUCAAUUGUCAUAGAAUACUCUAAAGCUUUUUUACAUGUGACUUGUUUACCUCAUCAUAAUUGGAGUUGGAGAUAACCAUGUCGCUGAGUUCAUGAAAUACAUUUCUUUUAUAAGAACAUGUUUGUUUUGCAUUGCUUCCCUUGUUGAAAUAUUGAAUUCAAAUAUCAGGUAGAACUUAUCCGCUUACGUCUCAGUGCCAAGUACCCUGGUCUGGAGGUCAAGUCAGUUGAUGGUUUUCAAGGCCGUGAGAAAGAGGCGGUCAUCAUCUCCAUGGUGAGGAGCAACCCAAAGGGUAAGAAUUUUCCGCAAUGAAACUGCAGUUUCUGCUUAUCAAAAUCAAUGUAAAAUAGGUGCGCCUCUUAAGAAACUAAAGUAACGCAGCAGCUGUAAACAUAAGCCGAAGCAUGACGGGAGGAGGAAGAAUUGUUGAACCCUUAAACUUUGUGACAGUAUCAUGGCUUAUUUUUGUGAUCUCACUAGUGCUCAGGCACUUCCAAUCCCCAGACAUAUCUGUAGAUACUUUGUUUCAAUUUUUACUCCAAAUCACAGCAGCCACAUCCUGGUCACUAUAAAUUCUGCUUCAUUUGCAUUUUGUCCAUCCACCCCCGUGGCACUACAGCCCAGGUAAGGCUUUGGCCUACCUCACCGCCUCCUUCCACUCACCAUUUAGCGCUUCGGUCCACCUCACCACUUCCUUCCACUCAGACCUAACUGAUGCUUUUCUCUCCCAGCUGCUGGUAGAUCUUUUUCCACAUCAUCCAUCCAUUUAAGCCUAGGUCUGCCUUUGAGCCAUUUUCCUCUGGGGUUUCAGUGAUGUAUCCUCUUCACGCCACUGUUAUGUGGCAUUCUUUCUAAGUGCCCUGCCCAUUUACAUUUUGUAGCUUUUAUAAAAACACCAAUUUAAAAAAAAAAAAUACAUUUUUAUUAACAAGUUUUAUAAAACAAAUUUAAAUUUGAAGUUAGAGAAUUUCUGCAGCUCUUAUUUUCUUUUUUUUUUUUUUUUUUUUAAAAAAUUUUUUUUUCUCACAUUCAUGAUAUAUUUUGUGAUCCAACAGGUGAAGUUGGUUUCUUAGCCGAGAAGCGGCGCAUCAAUGUAGCCGUGACUCGUGCCAGGCGACAUUUGACAGUUGUGUGUGACACUGAGACUGUCAGUCAUGACCCUUUCAUCAAGUCACUGGUGGACUACAUGACCGGGAAGGGAGAGGUUUUAUCUGCACAUCAGUACAUUCAAGGUGAGUUCGUCUUAUCACAGGUAAAUGUCAGUAGCUUCAAGGUGAGUUCGUCUUAUCUCUUAUCACAUGAAAAUGUCACAUUCAUUUAAACUAAUAAGGGAAAACAAAUUCAGUUUGAACAUUUUUGCUUAGUGCCAGAACUGAAUGUUCCUUCAAUGCCAGAACUGAAUGUUCCUUCAAUGCCAGAACUGAAUGUUCCUUCAAUGCCAGAACUGAAUGUUCCUUCAAUGCCAGAACUGAAUGUUCCUUCAAUGCCAGAACUGAAUGUUCCUUCAAUGUCAGAAAUCAAUGUUCAUAUACCAGAAACUCUCAUUGAUUUUAUUUAGCCUGCUUGAUGAACAUGUCCAUGAUAAAAUUACCUUUCUUUUACAGGACAUACGCCACUACUAACCACCACGCUAUCACGCCAAUUAGUUAAGUUUUCCUGGGUGCCUCUCUCAAGGGCCAAUCCAUUUCUUAGGAAUGCAUUUAAUUAAACAAAGUUUGUGUUUAUUUUGCUGAUCAGAAAAAAAAAAAUUAUUACUUUUUAAGAACAACUUUUAUAAUGGUACCUGUAUGUCAGACAGACGCUCCUCAAUUCUCAUAUGAGUACCUUGAUAUUAGUGGGUUUUUUUACUCCCUUACAAAAAAAGAACACUUUUGACAGGAUUUUUUAAAAAAAUUUCUUCCUCAGAGGGUAAAGUCAGCCAGACAUUCAGCCGGCCUGUCAGGCUGCUAGACAUGAUGGAAAACAAGAAAACACAAAGUUCAACAAAGCAGGAGAAGUCGAGGUAGUUUUACCCAGUCUCAAUGUCAUAACUGAAGUGUGCGGGUUUUGUGGCUCAACUUUUCAUGAGUCUUCUUGUACUUCAAUGAAAACAGGCACAAGAUAACAAAUCUUCCAAAAGGUUCUUCACUUCACUGAUUUAUACAUUUCUGACAUCUCUGAUAUCUAACAUCCUGUUUACCCUUCAGGAUAGUAUCAAGCUGGUCUUUUAUUAAAGAAUAAAAUUCACCUUUGGAAGCUCUUAAAUGGGACAUAAUAUUUUUUGUUAAAUUUUAGUUGUGAAUUUUGGAUUUGUGUUAAUAUUACACUGCCAAUGAGGCAAUAGUCAUGUUAAUCAUAUGGGGAAGGGUUGGGGGGUGCGGGGGGGGUGUGGAGGAUGUUUAAAAAAACAACUGAAGCAACAGACUAGAACACGCACAACAUGAUCGGGGAAAUUUAUUAUGAGACGUUGUUAAUUUUGACAAAUUUGUCUUGUCUUCGGCCCGCAACAGAGAAAAACCACUGCAGAGCAAGGAGGAAAAGCUGGCCAUGUACAAACUAGACCUGGAGAAAUUUAUCUCAGAUGCCAGUCUGUCUACCCUCGACUUUCCCGCCUCGUUGAACUCGCAUGACAGGAUGGUCAUACAUGAGGUUUGUGUGGUGCUUUCAAGUUGUGGCCGAGGCGUUGGCUGUCAUCCAUAUUUAUUUGUAUUAGGCAAACAUUUUUUUUUUUAAAAUCCACUCCUAUGCACCUGUAGACUUUCAGAUAGCAAUAAUGUGAAGUAGUUUUUGUUGUUGUUUCAUCUUUAUAGAAAACAAAAAAUAGCCUAACACAAGCAAGGGAGCUCAAUGAAAAUCCUGUGUGUUUGAUUUUUUUUUUUCUUUUUCAAUUCCAAGGUUGCGGAACAACUGGGACUGGGUCAUACAAGUACAGGGGAGGGAAAAGAGCGCCACAUUCAGGUGUCAAAGGUCAAAGCUGUGGCAACCGAACCAGGUGGCAGCCAUUCUGAACUGGAACCCGGAAACUGUACAAAAGCUGAAGGUGCUUUUGAAACUUUAACAGAAAGAGUCAAGAACUUGAAUGCACAGAACGGUGAAGUGCUGUCUCAGGAUUUGCAGAAUAUUGAAGGGAAAAGUGAAGAAAGUUCUGUCCAUAUUAGCACUGGUCAAGAUGAAACUUUACCUGCCACCACAAGAGCAGGGGAAGAAGCCUCAAGCAAAGCAGGGGAAGAAGCCUCAAGCAAAGCAGGCAAACAGAGAAAUAAUGAAAAGAUUGUGAAAAAAACUGCAUCAGAACUACAAGGAACUGUGGGAAAAGAACCUGAUGUCAAUGUGCCGGUGCCAGAUGACAUGACACAGUGUCAACACUGUCUCAAAAACGUCAGAAGUCCCAACAUAGCUUUACACGAGGCUCACUGUGCUAAACAAAACAAAAACAAACCGGUCCCCGUGGGACCUGCCGCUCAGGACAAAUCUACAGGAGGGGUUGGGGCUCGGAAAAAAGACCCCAGAACACAAGAUAAGAAAAAGGAGAAACCCAAGUCCCAGACUAACAGAGUGUCGGACGUCCUGAGCAAGAUCGACGACGAUGACUUUGACGGGCUGAUCGCCAGCAUCACCGAGCUGGACAGCAAGUGCGCCUACAGGAAGUGUAAGACGCUGACGAACACGUUGGGCAGAAACUGCGAAUACUGCACUCGCAGAUUUUGUCUUACUCACCUCAUGCCGGAGAUCCACGGCUGCGGAGACGCUGUCAAGGAGGCGGCGCGCCGUGUCAUCAGCAGGGAUGGUGUGUUACACAGCGGCAGUGGCGUUCCGAACAGGAAACCCAAUCAUGCGAGAAGGGCACAGCUUGAGCUCAAGUUGGAGAAAAAACUUGGCGAGUUGUCCAGUAAAAGGACUAAGAACACAGAGAAGAAAAAGUCCUAACAAAUAAACAUUGUUGUUAUAUUUUGAUAUAUUUUUCUGUUGUUAACAUCUGAAUUUAAUGUUAACUUAUUGUUGACGCUUAGAACACAUCAGACUUAAGCAGAUGUCUUGUGAUCUUUUUCUCUUUAUUUGUAAAGUUUGAAAUAAUUAAUGAACAUCGAAUAAACG